AUGGCCAACUGCAUCUUCUCCGCCAUGGCAGCGAACCACCAAUCCUACAUGAUCCGAUUCGACGGCCACUCCGAUGAUCCGUCGCCGAGCUCGGCCGGCGCCGAGCCGCCGGGCCCGCCGCCGUUCGCAGGGAGGAGGAUGAUCUCCCCCGAGCAGGAGCACCAAGUCAUUGUCGCCGCCCUGCUGCACGUCCUCUCCGGAUACACCACGCCGCCUCCGGAGGUCUUCCCACCGCCGUCGCCAGCGGCGUGCUGUCAGGUGUGCGGGAUGGAGCGGUGCCUCGGUUGCGAGUUCUUCGCCGCCGGGGAGGGCGCCGCGGCGGCGGCGACCGCAUUGGACGGCGCAGCGGCGCCGGGGCAGAGGAUCAGGCGGAGGAAGAAGAAGAACAAGUACCGCGGCGUGCGGCAGCGGCCGUGGGGGAAGUGGGCGGCGGAGAUCCGCGACCCGCGCCGCGCCGUGCGCAAGUGGCUGGGGACGUUCGACACCGCCGAGGAGGCCGCCAGGGCCUACGACCAGGCCGCCAUCGAGUUCCGCGGCCCGCGCGCCAAGCUCAACUUCCCGUUCCCCGAGCAGCUGACGACGGGCGCGGGCCACGACACCGCCGAGGAGCCCACCAGCGCGGCCGUAUAG
Molecule: messenger RNA, 630 nt
Organism: Miscanthus lutarioriparius
Lineage: Eukaryota; Viridiplantae; Streptophyta; Magnoliopsida; Poales; Poaceae
Source: the annotation of a GenBank genome assembly